This is a messenger RNA of Dreissena polymorpha, 2230 nucleotides long. RefSeq lists its product as uncharacterized. Bases 187 to 1293 code for a protein of 368 amino acids. The record is from RefSeq and is a predicted model, not a curated record. Lineage: Eukaryota; Metazoa; Mollusca; Bivalvia; Myida; Dreissenidae. The transcript is spliced from 2 exons.
CUGUAACGGGCAGGGACGACGCUAUCAUCCUAUCCACUAUUUGCCAUUGAUUGCUAUCCAGAGAUAAACAAUAACAACGUUAUAUCUGUGCGAGUGUGGUCGUUAAAUGCAAGAGGAAUGUAGCAAACGUCACUCCAAUCUUAUCUUGACGUCAUCAACGAACAAUUUACACUUCCGGUCUGCGAAAUGUUAACUGAUCAUCCAACGAGACGACGUCACCGAUCGAGCGAAAGUGACGACCAAGAUACACCAAUCAACUUCUGCUAUGCCAUUCUGAUGUUGUUCAUGUUUUUAUCAUGUCUGCUGAAAAUGAAGCCACGCACGCGCAUCGGUCUCAUGUGGUUUUACGUCAUGUCCGCUUCAGUUCUCGCUGGAGUUUUCGUGUAUCGCCACUACGACGAUAUUUCGCUGUCCGUUUCCCCAACUGACAUGAGACUGCUGGAUUCGAUAUCAAUGGAACUGUGUUCGUCUGUUUACAUCAGAGCGCCGUCAAAUUUCAGUGUGUAUUCACUUUCGACGCAACCGAAAAUAUCGGGCACGUUUACUUUUUCAAAGACAAUGUCCAAUAACAUACAAUACCAGUAUUUCACCAAAUGGAAGUACUUUCAUUUGUCCGGUACUAUUGCAAACGUGUAUGUAUGCGGAGAGUUGGGACUGAAAUUCGUCAUUAUAAAAGGGGCAGACAACUUCCAAGAUUGGAUUGAGACCGAAGAUUGUGGGACUUGCACAAAACAUGAGUACUACUUAAGGCAAUGUGACACCGGAAGUCAAUAUCAACAUUUUUACGUCAACGUCGCGGAAUCAGGUGAUUAUUAUUACGUUAUCAUAAAUGGGGCAAUAGACGAAAGCACAAAACACGUAGACACAGAAUUCAUAAUGACAGAAACACGUUAUGACGUCAGCAAAGGCGUCGAAGUGUGCACCAAUAUAUCUUUAUGUAACGUUGAAUUAAGUUACGAAUCAAAAAGCGUCAUUAUCGAAAUGACCGAACAGGGCGAUUUCGACUCCACAGUACACAUAUCGUCCACACCACGCGCAUAUGUUUACAUACUGUUGUUCGUUGUAUUUCCUAUUAUUUUAGGAACUCUCUUCACCUACAUUAUAUUACGUUGUGCGAGAAAAUGCAGAUCCGCAUCGCAGAACGAAAGGGAAAGUGACAUUUUUACGGUUUCCAAUAAUGAACGUGGUUUUGAGAAUCCUAAUUUCAGACUCACUUUGGCGCCACCUAGUUACCGUGAAGCGCCACCAAGCUACGAAGAGGUAAUGGCAGAACAAAGGGAAAAUAACUCAUAGGCCUCUUGAUCGAUACCCAGUAGACAUUGGAAACUUUGCACAUUCAUAGACAGCUACGAGCAGGAUACAUCGGCAUAUCGGUAAACCGCGGUACAUUCAAGAGGUACAUUUCCUCGCGGUACGGUUGUGUUGUAUCAAAAUUUGCAUUACAACUUAUUACGAAACGCCGAGACUUUCAGUUGGGUCAAUAUUCCGGCAUUCUAUAUUUUGAUGGUCAAACCGUAUGUUUGACUCCUUUUUUUACAACCCGUAAUUGAUAUCUAUGCGUCAUUUCUUAAUCGCGUGAUGGUUAUGUGAAAUAUCGGAAAACAGUUUAGCACCAAGAAACUUGGAAUUACAAUUGUUUCUGACUUAAUCUAAAGAAUGAGGCACAGUGUCUUCUCAAUUAAUGUCUACAGUAUGGUUGUACACACACAUUAGUUUUAUUGUUUGACUUCGAAUUUAUAGGCACAGUAAUUGAUGGAUAAAUUGCAAAGCAAUAGAUAUGGUUGGUAAGGGUCAAACUAGUAGGUUUUUCGCGCAUGUAUGGUACAUUUAUUGACGUUACACUUAGAAUAAUUAGGUGCAAUGUGGUCAAAAACAAAGCGGCUGAAAUCGUGAUUGUAGUUAAUUUUGUUAAUUGUUUGAUGUUGUUAAAUUGUUGAGAAAUAAAUCACAAUAUUUCAAUUAAAAUAAUACAAUACUAUUCAGGAUUAUUAUGAAAAUCUGCUGAAAUAAAUCUUAUUAUUUUGUUAGAAUGUAUAAGAAUAUAAACUGAAAGUGAGAGUAUAUAAGCAUGGAUAUCAUGAUCAAUUGCAUCAUCUAUGGCUAGACUAUAUGUGUGUAAAGGGGCUAUUCGUACUGUAUAUAAUAGAUAAUGUAUUAGUAUUUGUGUUUGGAUCAUUUAUGGUGUAAAUGGUCAACGUAUAUUUAAGCAAUAUAAAUUGAUAUUAGUGUA